AUGCUGGCAUUUCUUAUAAAAGAUUCAUGCUUCGGUCUUAUUGCGAUCAUUUUAACUUAUCCGUUUCGAUAUUUUCAGCGACGUACAGGCCGUCGUGCAAAAGGUACUUCGGCUCUAUUCCCAAGUAAGCCUGACACCGAAACUUGUUCCAGCCUUUUUGGCAGCCUUGUUGAUGAUCUCAAUCCUUCUGGCCACCCCAUCCGUCCUGAUCCCACGCCUGAAGAGUUAGAACAGAUUCGUGUGAAUCGCCUUCGAGAACGAGAGAAUAAUCCACAUUACCUGAAGCCAGGGCCAGCCUCCAAAUCAACAACGGAUGAAAUCAAAAUAGGAAAUACCAGAAAAAGCAGCGUGCCUUUGCUUCCCCAGGAUGAUAGUCCUUUACACAAAAUCGAGUCUUCAAAUCUUAGGGCUAAUGCAACAGCACCUAUCUUUUCAGAGCCCCAUAACGAUUUGCCCGGAUUUGCUCAGUCAACCCAAUUGGCUAGUAAAGUGGAACGAGAGAUGAAGCGACUCGACCAACGCCGUCGCAGAGGACAAAAAUCAAACAGUUUUUCAGCUUGGCAUAUGUGCCACAGCUGUUCUUGA
This is a messenger RNA of Protopolystoma xenopodis, 585 nucleotides long. The record is from the annotation of a GenBank genome assembly. Lineage: Eukaryota; Metazoa; Platyhelminthes; Monogenea; Polystomatidea; Polystomatidae.